Messenger RNA from Aedes albopictus (Asian tiger mosquito), 4748 nucleotides. RefSeq names its product tudor domain-containing protein 7A (gene tapas). NCBI's taxonomy places the organism in Eukaryota, Metazoa, Arthropoda, Insecta, Diptera, Culicidae. The coding region runs from base 193 to 4074 and encodes 1293 amino acids. Gene Ontology annotation, biological process: piRNA processing; spermatogenesis; P granule organization. The transcript is spliced from 9 exons. Gene Ontology annotation, cellular component: P granule. The record is from RefSeq and is a predicted model, not a curated record.
CUCGCAUCGCAUCUGAUUUUCACUGCUUUUGUCAUCAUUCAGUUUCUGGCUUUCGUUUUGUGCUGACGGUGCAACGUGUGAUCUGGUGAAAAGUAGGUUGAUCGGAGUAUUUUCAUUUUCGGACGUGUUAAGUUUUGAUAUUUUGAAGAAGUGGUUACCGUUCCCGUGGCAAAUCGACAUCUGCAAGCAACAAUGGCAAGCAUUCCCAGAAAAGAACAUUCAGAAGAAGCUGAGUCCGCCAUUUCGGUACUGCGAGCUUUGGUACUGUCCAAAAAAGGGCCGUCAACGGUACAGAGCAUACUGGCAGAUUAUCGUGAACUGGAAGGCGGUCCGCUGAUGUACAAGAAGUUUGGAUAUCCCAAUGCCGAUGAGUUCCUGAAAUCAACUGGAGAGUUUGUCGUUCAGAGCAGGAUGGGUGAGACUGUGAUUUUUGUUAAACCCAGUGCAGACUCAGUGCACAUUCUGAAAAUGGUCGCGGCUCAAAAAACCACAAAGACAAGGAAGUCCGGGUUUUCCAUUUUGCGCCAACCUCAGAAACGAACAGGAGGUAACAAUUGGAAUCCCAGCGCUUACAACAAAAUGUACUCACAAAUGCCGAACAAAUCAAGCCAAUUCAUCCAGAAGAAAUAUUCUCAACAGUCGCAGAACAACUAUCAGCGAUACCAGAACAAUCCGCUGAAGCCAUUCUUUCAGAAUACUCCCAGCAAUGUUGGAUGGACGAAUAACAAUCGGUACACCAAUGGCAAUCAAUCUAAACCGCUAAUGGCGGUCAACAAAGUUGCACCAACGUCAACUGCAAACUCCAAGAUCUAUGGAAACAACACUUCGCAAAAUGUGAACAACCAACGAUAUAACCGCAUCGAAACGAACAACAAUAACUCGACUGUCAAGAAUUUCAAUAAAGCCAGCCAAGACUCAGCCAAGACAGCUCAAGUUACUCUAAACUCGAAUGACUUACGACACAUACUGAACGAGCGAGCUCCACAAAUGCAGCAGCGACAAUCCUCACAAUUGGAGUUGAAAAAUCAGGAGCCACAAUUUGUCAUUCGAUCCCCAGAGCAUCGCAACGAACAAAACAUGUUUGCUCCUUCCAAAGCUAUUGACAAAGACAACCAUCAAAUGACACACGCGGACACAGGUAAUAAACAACCACAUUUGCCACCCACGUCUUCCGGUACACCGGCGCAAGACCACAGAAGUGUAAAUUCGAGGCUCCAAGUGACGAAAGAUGUGGUGCCCACAUCACCUCCGGUACAGAAAAUGCCAAAGUCGUACCCCGUGCGUGAUGUGCCACCGAGUUUUGACGAUCCGAUUAUUGUUCCGACACCGGUGGCACCACUCCGUACGAUUCCAGGACAGAAAACGCUACAAGAUCGUCUGAAGAGUAAGCAGCAAGUCGACAGUUCGGAUUUGGAAAAGGCUGCAAGGGUAGUCGCUGCUAACAAACCGUCUAAUGUUGAACCUAAGUCCCCAACAUCCACUACAUUAACACCAGCUGCGACAGCACAAACAGCCCGCCCAAAAGAACCAUUCUCUUGGAGUGCACCGAUGGCUACCCCCGUAGAGAUGUUGUCCGAAUAUGCCAAAUUUUAUGAUCUGCCACGUCCAAAGUAUACGUACUUCAAGCUGAGGAACAUGCGCAUACAAUGCCGCGUAAUGGUUAACGGUUCUACGUAUUCCACAUAUCCAGACGAUUUUUCCAACGAGUUCGAGGGGCAAUUUGCCGCCGCUCAAAUCGCAAUCGCGAACAUCAAACGCGAUGAAGAAAUAAACAACUAUUCCGUUUGUCUCGAUUCUGAUUACGAGAUCGCUAUCAAGAUUCAUGAGCUGCUACUCCAGUGUCCCCAUGGCAUGUUUAGCAAGAACAUUCCGGAAGCUUUCCGGCGAGCGCAUCAGCUUUUGCUUCCAGAUCACUGGGAGCUUAUUAUUAUGUCCCAGUAUUCGCAUAUGUUUUCCAAGGAUGAAGUGCAGGAAAAUACGAUCGUGUUCGCAAAUGCGUACGAGGAAACGGGUUCUUCAAAUUCAUCGCCUUCGAUUACGUCUGAAGCGAAAUGCAUGACCGCCAAUGUUCUUCAGCUUCCUUGGAACGAGCAGUACUGGAACCUGUACAUCACCAACCCAGUUUCAACAGUGGAAAUAUGGGCACGACUCGUUGGUCCUGAAUUCAGCGACAAAAUGGAUUCACUCAUAACGGACAUUGAGCUGAGCAUGAUGGGGAACGAUAAACGGAAACCUAGCUCUGUCACGAUCGGAGAGUACUACUUGGUACAGACUCCAGAUUGCUGGUACCGCGUACGUAUCGACGAAAUUGACUGCAACAACAAUCAGAGCGUUUGCUUCUUCAUCGAUGUUGGCGAAUGGGAACGUGUGGCACUGGAUGACAUCUAUGUUUGUGAUGCCAAGUAUCUGCAUCUGCCUGGCCAAAGCCUCUGCUUCAGCCUUGACGGUCUCGAAGAUUUCGGAGAAAAUCCGAAAGCCAAGCCACAUUUGGACAACUUGAUUAGCGGUAAAGUGUGCAUUGGUGAAAUUCUUACUCCUCGAAAUGAGUACGAAAAAGACCGUGAGCUUAUCAGUGUGGGAGAUGUUCGAAUAAAAAUGAUUCUGUACGAUACAUCUUCCGACGAAGACGUCAACUUGAACCCGGUGAUUUUGAAGCACAUUUGCGAUGAUACGCCAAUGCCGGAGUUGAACAAGAAAGGGGUUACUACGGUGGUUGUCACGCACGUGGACGAUUCAGGCGAUGUUUACUGUCAGCUCAAAGAUGAUGCAAUGGUUUACAUACAGAAACUUAUCAACAACUUGGUUAAGUCGAAUGCCCUGGAAGGUAAGCACCGAGGUCUUUACGCGAGCAAAGGUAAGCAGCAACUUUACCUGGUAAACGACGAGAAAGAUAACAAAUGGUACAGAGCGUCUCUGGAAGCGGAACAAUCCGGACCGUUCUGCCGAAUGCUGUACGUGGACAGAGGGAUCCAGAAGUUGGUCAAUGUUCAGAACAUUUACCAGCUGGAAAUGUUGAGCGUUGCUUUGAGCCGUUAUCCAGCACAAGCCAUCAGGAUGCGAAUGUUCGAUAUUCCAGAGAUCACCGAUUACCUGUUGUCUCGGAUGCGCGUUCUUCUGAAAACGGGCCUCACCGCUAUGGUAAAGGUUGCCGCUCUGUCGGUUAUUCCACUGGUGAAGAUUUACGUGCAUCUCGAGCAAACCAACAUACUGGUCUGUAUCAACGACAGCAUUCGGUCUGAAAUGGAACUUGAAAUAAAUUCAGAAAUGAUCAGUAAUCCACGUAUUGCAUCUAACGAGCUCAGCAGCACCUCAUCAAUUGCCAGUUCGGUAAAGCUGAACACCAGUAUCGCUUCUGAUUAUUCCAUCGGUAGUCACGAAGCUGCUGAACUGUCGAGAAGUUUCAGUGGGCUGAACAUUGAACAGCGUAAAUUAAGUAGCCCUGUCCCAUCGCAAGUGACACCUAAGCUUCCGAAAUACCCGCUACCCGCGAUUGGCGAGCUGUUCGAUGUCUGUGUCACGAUAGCAUCCAGCCCGAACUAUUUCAUUGUGCAGCCGUACUCGCAUGCCGUCCAGCUACAUCGAAUGAUGGUAGAGCUACAGGAAUAUUGCAAGACCAAAGCAGAGCGCGUUCCGGUGGACAGCAUUCAACAGGGAGAAGUAUAUGCGGGUAUCAACAGUGACGACCGACACUGGUACAGGGUAAUCGCAGUGAACAUCCUGAGCGGUUCGAUCCACGUCUAUUUCUGUGAUUUUGGUCAAAUUCGAGUUGUAGACAGCGAUUCACUGCGAAUUUUGCCUGCUCAUCUGCGCUCAAUCCCUCAGCAAGCAGUGAAAGCCAGGCUGCACGGUGUUCAACCAAUACACGGCGAUUGGAGCACCGAGGACGCCGUACGAUUCCAGCAGCUGACGGUCGAUAAAAAAUUCGCCAGUUACAUUUACAACAUCAAGAGCGACGAGUUCAGCCCGAACGAAGAGAUUGUUGAUUUGAUGUUGAUUGACGUUUCGACUGACGAGGAUAUCUUGAUUCACAAGAUAUUGGUGGAUGAGAAACGGGCUGUUUUGACUAGCAAGUAAUUGCGUCGAGUAAACUGGUGGCGUUUUAAAAUACAGUUUGCAGCGAGUCAAUACCGUAAUGCCCUUGUGUUUAGCUUUAACGAGCUGGAAAAGCUUCGCAAUAUGGGCGCUCUGAAAAUAAAGCAAAUCAGCAUCACACAGAUAAGGCAACGCUGCCAAGAUUUCAACAGAUCAGCUGAUUUGAUCCAGGAAGAGUUCGCCAAAUCAAACUCUACUCUACAUGCAAGGGAUGCCAAGUGCGCUUGGAUUGAGUAUCGCAUUUGAAGAUGCGCGUGAUCUAUUGUGACCAGUUAAACAACUGUGCCUUAAGUAUUCAUCUACGACAAGGAAAACUCGCAUGGAAUGUUUAUGCAGUUUUUAUGCUAAAUUAUGCCUUAACAAUCGUUAUCUUUAUCCUAUUGGUCUAUAUUACAUAUUUAUACAGUUCACCUGAUCCGGCAAUAUAAUCAUUCCAUUAGACAAUAAUAGCAAAAAGUAAAUUAUUUAGAUCUAGAAUGUUAUAAACAAUCAACCAAAAGUGACUGCUUCCAAAACAAGUGACUAAUCUCUGAAUUGCCAAGUUGUUUUAAUAAUAAAAUGACUAUAUUUAAAAUGUACCUUACGAGAGCAAUAUCAAAAUUGAUAACUGAAUGUGAUUGAAUAAAUAUUAAAGGCCUUGUUUCAUUAAAAAAAUA